AGAUGUGAAGUUGCAAUUAUAAACAGGAUUCUGCUGCACUAAAGGAAGAAGGGAAGGCAAUGAGCCCCAAGGUAUCCAGUGUGGAGCCUUGCUGAGUGUGGCACUUCAAGGGUUGGACAGCCCUGUUGGAAGGUCAUAAGUGUGAAGGUGAAAGAUAAAGCAGGCAUCUGGCUGAUGAACAGGGUGGCGAGGCCUCCGGGGCCAGCGGGGGCGCAGGCGCAGGCGCAGACCUGGGAACCGGAGGAGGAUGAUAUGGCCGAAGGCGAUUUAGGGUAUGGCCUCAGAAGAAGGCCCGGCGCUAUUUAUGAAGUGCAAAUUUCACCUUUAUUUACAUCUAGAAAAAGAUCAGAUGAAAGAAACUUUAGCCCUCCCCCAUUUCCAGGAAAGGGAGAAGAAAGAAGUGGUGCGGUUUUUCAAUGUUCCAGGCCUAAGGGCUUGCAAUAUACACACCCCGUCGGGUCCAGAACCUGCCGUUACAGACGACAGAGCAGUCCCGAUUCUAAUUCAGAAUUAUCAAGUGUAGAAUUAAAGCAACGUCUUGAGGAAACAUUAGAGGAGGUAGAAAUUUUAAAAACUGAACUUGAGGCAUCUCAAAGACAACUUGAAGGUAAAGAGGAAGCACUGAAAAUCCUUCAAAGCAUGGCAAUAUUUGACAAAGCCACAAGUCAUACCCAGGUGGUACUUCAAAAAACUAUGGAACAAAAGAGAUCCUUGGAGAAGGAACUAAAUGCCUUGCAGUGGAAAAUAGAAUUUGAUCAGAAUAGAUUUAAAAAUAUAGAGGAAUCUUGGACCCAAAAGUAUGACAGGCUCGACUGUGAAAGCGCAGUCCUCAAAGAAACUUUGAAACUAAAAACAGAAGAGAUUAAAAUGCUGAAGUCUGAAAAUGCAAGUUUGAAUCGACAGUAUUUGGAAGCCCUUGCUAUGCUUGAUAUCAAACAGCAGAAGAUGGUUCAGGAAACCAUGUGCAAUGAUAAAAGUGACUUUACAGAGGCUUCAGGUCUUGAGCUUGUGGUCCUUGGAGCCUGCCUUUGUCAUGGUCCCGGAGGGAACCCCUGUUCCUGUGCCAAAAUGGCGGCGUCUGCUCAGAAAAUGCUUCUUCAGCUCAAACAGGAGCUGGAACUUUUGCAGAAGAGUAAAGAAGAAGCAUACAUAAUGGCAGAUGCAUUCAGAAUUGCGUUUGAGCAACAAUUAAUGAGGAAAAAUGACCAGGCACUAAGAUUAACACAAAUGGAUAAAGUGUGUAAAAAAGAAACAAAAUGGAUAAAUUGGAAGCAAGUUAAAGAGGAUGGAUUACUAUCACAAAGGACGAAGAAGACCUUAGGGCAGAGACUGCUGGGGAUGCUCCCUUUGGAAAACAGUUCUAAGAGGACUGAAGACCAGGAUAAUCCUCAGGAAGUCUUUAAGAUGCUAAUAGAUUUGCUGAACGAUAAAGAAGAAGCUUUGGCUCAUCAAAGAAAAGUUAGUUACAUGCUUGCUCGGGCAUUGGAAGACAAAAACACAGGCUCAAAAGGGAACAAUGACAAUUUUCCAUUAAAACACUGCCAGCAGAAAACUACAGAGCUCUCUGUCUUGCGUGAUCCUGUACCUUCAAGUGUUCAAAUUUUUAAUUCUCUGGGCUGCAUAUGUCUACCCCAGCAUCUUCAUACAGGUCAAAAUGACACAAGAACUCUGAAAAGAUCCCAUUCUUUGCCAUCAAAUAUGUUUUGAAGACAAACCAGUUGAAAUUAGAACCAAGAACUGUUUAUAUCAAGAGACUUUGAAAAAGGAUUGUGUAAACAUUGUUACAUAUUCAGAAAUUGUAUGUUUUCUGGUUAUUUCUAAAUUUUAGGAGGCAGCUUAAAUACUCAAAUGUUUGCUACAAGAAAUUUAUUAGUAUUCUGUGUAGACAUAUUUUAUUUGUAAAAUACAUCACUAUAUUUUAUAAAAUUUCCAGUAUUUUACCAAUAACUGAAAAACAGAAAUAUUGUAUUGGGUUGGCCAAAAAGUUUGUUUGGUAUUUUUCCAUAAGAUGGCUCUAGUCAUGCUUAGCUGCCCUUAAACUUUAUUCAAAGCAAUUUUGUUAGAUUUUGUUCUGACAGCUGUCAUAUCAGUGUGUGUUUAAAAAAAUCUUAUCAAAAUUGGUGAGUUUAUGUGUAGCCAUUUUAAUAUUGAAGAUGGAA
Molecule: messenger RNA, 2159 nt
Organism: Phyllostomus hastatus (greater spear-nosed bat)
Lineage: Eukaryota; Metazoa; Chordata; Mammalia; Chiroptera; Phyllostomidae
Gene: CCDC125
Product: coiled-coil domain containing 125
Exons: 14
Coding region: 175-1707 (510 amino acids)
Biological process (GO): negative regulation of Rho protein signal transduction; negative regulation of cell motility
Cellular component (GO): cytoplasm
Source: RefSeq, a predicted model, not a curated record